UUCACUUCUGCAUCAUCCAACCAAAUUUCGAACGGAUAACACAAAGUUACAAUUCCCCAUAACAGCUCCAAAAACAAGAGGUUGAGCACUCCCAUCUCUCAGAAGGCCAUCAAUGGCCGCUCUCAGCAUCGGCAUAGCCACCACCGCCAUAACAGCCCGUGCAACUCUCAAACCUUCUAAAUCUUUCAGGCCCAGAAUCUGCUGCAGCAUUGGAUGGGACCCGGAAGGCGUAUUGGGCCCGCCCCAGACCGGCCACCUAGCGAGGCGCGAGUUUAAGAAGCGGCUCGAGAGAGACGCCGAAGCCCGGGAGGCCUUCGAACAACAAGUCCGCGAAGAAAAGCAGCGUCGCCAAGCUCUUCGGCAGUCUAGGGUCGCUCCCGAAACUCCAGAGGAGCUGAUCGAGUACUUUCUGGACACUGAAGCUCAGGAAAUUGAGUUUGAGAUCGCGAGGUUGAGGCGCCGAUUGAACCAGGAGGUUUUUUCACACCUACAAUUUGAGUUGGGUCAGCUUCGGUUUGCUGUUUCAAAAUCUCAGGAUAUGGAAGAUAGAUUGAUUGAGCUAGAAGCGCUGCAGAAAGCCCUGCUGGAAGGAACAGAAGCCUAUGAUAAAAUGCAAGCUGAGCUCAUAGCAGCAAAAGAAAGUCUAACCAAAAUAUUGACAUCAAAGGAUGUAAAAGCAACUUUAUUGGAGAUGGUUGAGCGGAAUGAACUCAAUAGAUCCUUACUGACCCUUCUUGAUGAAAAUAUAGCAAAUGCACACAAGGGUAACCAGAAACAAGCAGCAGAAUUCAUGGAAAAGCUUCGCGGGGCUGUUCUCAGAUACAUGACAGUGUAGGACCCACGUGGUAAUCAUCAACUUUCCCUUUAGUGUUUUAAGUACGCUGCCACAUAAUUCACCAAAUUAUGAUAAAGGAGUUGUAAAGUUGUAAUUUUGUAAACAUUAGAGGACUUUGUUGGUUUGAUAUAUGAUUAAGUACGGGCAAUGCCAAUGCA
Juglans microcarpa x Juglans regia is the source of this 993-nucleotide messenger RNA. RefSeq lists its product as uncharacterized. The transcript has 8 exons. Gene Ontology annotation, cellular component: chloroplast stroma. The coding region runs from base 113 to 835 and encodes 240 amino acids. The record is from RefSeq and is a predicted model, not a curated record. Lineage: Eukaryota; Viridiplantae; Streptophyta; Magnoliopsida; Fagales; Juglandaceae.